Molecule: messenger RNA, 1562 nt
Organism: Solanum dulcamara
Lineage: Eukaryota; Viridiplantae; Streptophyta; Magnoliopsida; Solanales; Solanaceae
Product: probable E3 ubiquitin-protein ligase BAH1-like 1
Exons: 6
Coding region: 242-1246 (334 amino acids)
Molecular function (GO): metal ion binding
Source: RefSeq, a predicted model, not a curated record
UUUUCUAUCCCGUGAAUUUCUCAACAAAAAAAAAUUUAAAAAGAAAAAUUAAUUUGUCUGUGAUCAUCACAAAUGUCAUGUGUCACUGUUUCCGCCAUUGACGGAUAGAGAUAAAGACGAAAAACAAACAGAGAUUUUUCAUUUUUCAGUAAUUUUUUCACUAAUAAGUGUUCAUACCUCUAAAUCUUUUUUUUUUUGUCGGAAAAUUCUUCAGAUUUGGAACAAUUUUUGAAUUUUGAAGAUGAAAUUCUGCAAGAAAUAUGAAGAGUUUAUGGAAGGGCAAUGCCAGAAUAAGAAAUUGCCGCGUGUAGGUCUUAAGAAAUUAAAGAAAAUUUUGAAGAAAUGUCGAAAAUGCCAUCAGUCACGAAGUGUUGGUGUUGGUCCACCUGCAGAUAACAAUAAUCUCCAUGACAGCUCCACUUGUUCCCAGCAUCAAUGUUCUGUUUGUGAUGGAAGUUUUUUUCCAUCUCUCCUUAAGGAGAUGUCUGAAGUGGUUGGGAGCUUCAAUAAACGUGCACAGAGAUUGCUUGAGUUGCAUCUCUCAUCGGGUUUCCGCAAGUAUCUUAUCUUGCUCAAAGAAAAAAUACAAGGAAACCAUAUUGCUUUAGUUCAAGAAGGAAAAGAUUUAGUCACCUAUGCUAUAAUCAAUGCAAUUGCCGUGCGUAAAAUACUUAAGAAAUAUGACAAGAUUCACUAUUCUAAGCAAGGCCAGGCAUUCAAGUCACAAGCUCAAAGUAUGCAUGUUGAGAUCCUUCAAUCCCCCUGGCUGUGUGAACUUAUGGCUUUUCGCAUCAAUUUGAGAGAAAAUAAGGCAAAAAAUGAGAAGGCUCUUGCACUUUUUGAUGGUUGCUUCCUGAUAUUCAAUGAAGGAAAACCAUCUCUCACUUGUGAGCUCUUUGAUUCUAUCAAGCUUGAUAUUGAUUUGACCUGUUCAAUUUGCUUGGAUACCGUGUUUGACCCAGUAUCUCUCACUUGUGGUCAUAUCUUCUGCUAUAUCUGUGCUUGCAAAGGUGCAUCAGUGACCUUAGUUGAUGGACUGAAUGCGGCAAAUAACAAGGAAAAAUGCCCUCUCUGCCGAGAGGAAGGAGUGUAUGAAGGUGCUGUGCAUCUGGAAGAGCUUAACAUUCUACUGAGUAGAAGUUGCCCGGUGUAUUGGAAAGAGCGCCUUCAGACCGAGAGAGUAGAGAGACUUCGGCUUGCUAAGGAGCAUUGGGAAUCUCUGUGUCGGGCAUUUGUUGGCGUCUGAACGAUAAUAUUAGUCUCAUGGUGGCAAUAGAAUUCAUAGUAGCAUUUGGUUUCUCCUGCAUUUUCUUCUAUGUUGUUUGAAUCCUUCAAAAUGUUGUACCUAUUUCAGAUCCUCCAUAAAUAUUGCAUUUUAGAGCAAUAUGAGUGUGGUUCCUUUUUUGAGGAAUUCAAGCAUACAUAGAUUUUCUUUGUUUCUGCUGUUCAUGCUCCGAACAAGUGCUAGAAUCUGUAAAUAACUGCAGAAUUUUGUCAUAUUACGUGCUUUUGAGUUGAAGAGCCGUAAUUUUUUUAGUAAGAAAAUUUGUUGUGGAACUCAA